Molecule: messenger RNA, 2887 nt
Organism: Prunus avium (sweet cherry)
Lineage: Eukaryota; Viridiplantae; Streptophyta; Magnoliopsida; Rosales; Rosaceae
Source: RefSeq, a predicted model, not a curated record
UUCUAUCUUUUUAGCAUUAUUUUCAUUGUAGAAAAUUUUUGGAACUUUUACACUAAGCCCCCUUGGCCACAUAAUCCUGGAUCCGCCACUGGUUGAGUGUCUAUGUCAUGCUCUCUUUUUACAACCACUCCCAGGUGGACCUCUGUGUGUUUAAAAUCUCAGCUACCCUCUACCUCUAGCGUAUCAAUUUCAGCUUUAUUAAAUAAAAAAAUUAAAAAUAAAAAUAAAAAUCUCAUAUUUAUUUCCCAUUGCAAUCAAAAUCAUCACUGAGAAAACCAACCAUGGACUUUACAAAAUGGUGUAGGACUAUGAUCACCCAUAUAUUGCUCAUCUUCCUUGUUCUUCUCCCUUCUUGCAUUUUUUCCCUUGACACCAUUACGCCAAACCAACCCCUCAGAGACGGCGACGUUUUGGUGUCUAGCAAGAAAAUCUUUGCACUUGGGUUCUUCAGUCCCGGCAAUUCUCAGAAACGCUAUGUUGGAGUUUGGUACAACAAAGUUCCAGAGCAAACCAUCGUCUGGGUUGCAAACAGAGACAACCCUGUCACUGAUACCUCUGGCCUCCUAGCCAUUAACAGCCAUGGCGGCCUUGUCAUCUACUGGAAGAACCAAAGCAGCCCUCUUUGGUCCGCUAAUGUCACAGUCUCUUCACCAAACAACUCCACAGCCAAGCUCUUGGAUACAGGGAACCUUGUUUUGCUUGAAAACGGUAGCCAAAGUCCUCUCUGGCAAGGCUUUGAUUAUCCCUCUAACACACUGCUCCCAUUUAUGAAACUUGGGCUGGACCGGCGGUCCAAGCUGAACCGGUUUCUCACAUCCUGGAAGUCCAAAGAUGACCCGGGAACUGGUACCUGUUCGUAUGGGAUUGACCCAAGUGGGUUUCCGCAGCUGUUUUUAUACAAGGAUCAUGCCCCGCGCUGGCGUGCCGGGGCACCUGGGGCAUGGAGCGGGGAGAGAUGGAGCGGUGUGGCCAAAAUGAACGUCACUUUUGUGAACAAUCAAGAUGAGCUAUCUGUCGUGUUUACUAUCACGGAUGAAUCAAUUUUCUCGCGGAUGGUGCUUGAUGAAUUAGGAAUCGUUGAACGGUCCACGUGGCAUAAUCAGGUGCACCAGUGGGUCAAGUUUUGGUCGGCUCCGGAAGAGCAAUGUGAUGUAUAUGGGAAGUGUGGUGCAAAUAGCAAUUGUGACCCGUCCAGUGCGGAUAAGUUCGAGUGCACGUGCCUACCCGGUUUCGAACCCAAGCUGCUCCACGAAUCGUAUUUGCUAGACGGGUUGCAUGGGUGCGUGAGUACAGAAGGAGCGUCCCUUUGUCGAAACGGGGAAGGGUUCGUGAAGGUGCCACGUGUAAAGGUGCCAAACUCGUCGGCAGCACGUGUGAACUUGAGUAUGGGUCUGGAAGCGUGCAAAGCAGAGUGCUUGAGGAAUUGUUCUUGCAUGGCGUACUCAAAUGCAGAUGAAAGAAAGGGAGGGAUCGGGUGCGUGACAUGGCACGGGGACUUGGUGGACACGAGCACUUAUUCGAAUGUGGGUCAAGAUUUAUAUGUUCGAGUUAAUGCAACUGUUUUAGCACAAUAUGCAAUGAAGUCAAAUGGUUCUCUUGGCCGUAAGGGGAAGCUGGCAGUUUCACUAGCAUCUGGUCUAGUGUUCUUUCUCUUGUUCUGCAUUGUGUUUGGGCUGGCAAAGAGGAAGAGAAAAGGUAAACAAAGACAACAUAAGUUUGCACUUAGACUUGCUACAGGGUCAGCCUACUUGGAAGACUCUUCUGUAGAUGUUGAUGAAAUUGAUGAAAGUAGAAUAAACUCAGAUUUACCAUUCUUUGAUCUACCAACCAUAACAGCAGCCACCAACAAUUUCUCCGUCGAAAACAAGCUUGGAAAAGGCGGUUUUGGCUCAGUCUAUAAGUACUUUCAGGGUGUGCUUUAUAAUGGAAAGGAAGUAGCAGUGAAAAGACUAUCGAAGCAUUCUGGUCAAGGAGUUGAAGAGUUUAAGAAUGAAAUUGUACUAAUCGCAAAACUCCAACACCGGAACCUUGUGAGGAUCUUAGGUUGCUGCGUUCAAGAUGAAGAGAAGAUGCUAAUCUAUGAAUACUUGCCAAACAAGAGUUUAGACUCUUUCAUUUUUAAUGAGACAAACAAAGCACUUUUAGAUUGGACAAGAAGAUUUGAGAUUAUUUGUGGGAUUGCUAGAGGGGUCUUAUAUCUUCAUCAAGAUUCAAGAUUGAGGAUCAUCCAUAGAGACCUAAAGGCCAGCAACAUUUUGCUGGAUUCUGCUAUGAACCCCAAAAUUGCAGAUUUUGGCAUGGCAAGAAUAUUUGGAAGAGACCAAAAUGAAGCGAGUACAAAUCGUGUGGUCGGAACAUAUGGUUAUAUGUCACCAGAGUAUGCAAUGGAAGGACUAUUCUCAGUAAAGUCUGAUGUAUAUAGUUUUGGCGUUUUACAACUAGAAAUCAUUACUGGCAGAAAAAAUUCCGGUUACUACCACGAGAAAUAUCCCGACUCGAAUUUGGUUGGCCAUGUUUGGAACUUGCGGAGAGAAGGUAAAGUCUUGGAAAUCGUUGGUUCAUCUCUGGCUCAAUCAAACCAUGUGAAUGAAGUUGUGAGAUGCAUUCAAAUUGCCCUCUUGUGUGUGCAAGAGUAUGCCACUGACCGGCCAACCUUGUCAGCAGUUGUUUUCAUGCUAGGUAAUGACACAGAAGUACCUUCACCAAAACAACCUGCAUUUUUAUUGAAGAGAAGUUAUAACAGUGUAGACCCAUCAACCAGCAAUGAAGGGGCCAAUUCUAUAAAUGAUGUGACAUGUACACAAGUAGAAGCUCGGUAAAGGCCUAGGAUCCAAAAUGCUAGGGGUGAGCUUAAAAAUAAUGUUACCCGUUAAGCUACCUACAGCAG